Messenger RNA from Brenthis ino (lesser marbled fritillary), 594 nucleotides. The record is from the annotation of a GenBank genome assembly. Lineage: Eukaryota; Metazoa; Arthropoda; Insecta; Lepidoptera; Nymphalidae.
AUGCUUUUGUUAACGCGCAUUUUCGGUGACACUUGGAUGACGAUCAAAUUCCAGCAAAAUAAUGCUCCAUGUCAUCAAAAAUCAGCAACCACGAUGGGGCGGUUGAAAGAGAACGAAAUUGUCUUAUUAGACUCGCCGGCGCAGUCGCCUGAUCUUGACACUAUCGAGCAUCUUUGGGGGCAUUUGAUUGGCGUCAAGUGUAGUGUAGUUGCUGUGCGUGGUGGCAAGCAGUGGUGCAAGAGGAAGGGCGCGCGUACACAGGGUCAGCGGCCGCGCGAUGUCGGCUCAGGCGCGGAAUUCGAGCUAUGUAUGAAAGGAAAGUGGCAGCAUCGUGAAAGCGCGCGCAUUUACAGUCGUCCCGUACGGUGCGUUGACGCGCAUAAUCUCGUCGAGCGCGUAGGAACGACUGCGGCGCGGCGGCAGGCGGCCAGCGGGCGGGCAGGGCGCGUGGGUCGGCGAAGGUAUGAAGGCACGCGCGGGGCGCGCCUCGGCUAUGGCUCGCUGGAAUGCGGCGAGAUAGUGGCACUGGCUACCAGCCGCGUGGUGUGGACGAGCCCCGCAAACAAUACGAGCGUUUUAAUUUUAUAUAAUAAC